Messenger RNA from Leopardus geoffroyi (Geoffroy's cat), 3403 nucleotides. It is a transcript of the gene P2RY8, whose product is annotated as P2Y receptor family member 8. Gene Ontology annotation, biological process: thrombin-activated receptor signaling pathway; phospholipase C-activating G protein-coupled receptor signaling pathway; blood coagulation. Lineage: Eukaryota; Metazoa; Chordata; Mammalia; Carnivora; Felidae. The record is from RefSeq and is a predicted model, not a curated record. The transcript is spliced from 2 exons. Bases 2219 to 3292 code for a protein of 357 amino acids. Gene Ontology annotation, molecular function: thrombin-activated receptor activity. Gene Ontology annotation, cellular component: membrane.
CCGUUCCCCACGCGUGUCCCUCCGCGGCUCCCGCGGGGACCCCGGGACCCCAUGUCCCUUUGCGUCCUGGCGCCUAGGCCGGACCGAGGUGGCCCGGGAAACGGGCCCUCCCCCCGCCCCCGGUUGCUGGGGGAUCCGCACCUGAGCGUGCCUCAGCGGAGCAGAAAGCGCCACAGUCAAAGUGAAACUCGGGGCCAUUUUUAAACUCGUUUUGAGGAACCUCUUUCCGCGGAUGCCGGUGGCAGAUGGCAGGCCUUCUACGCAGGAAGAAACGCCAGCUCAGGGCACGCGGGCUCGACAGGGCAGCUGAAGAUCUAGACGCGCUCCGAAGGCCGUGCGCUGGCCUCCCCGGCACGUGAACCCUGCGCGUCCUGCUGGCGGGCGCCCCUGCCAUGGCGGGCGGGCGCCCCUGUGACCACGCGGCCCGCGCCCAGGCCAGCCGCGCUCGGGGAGACGCAGGUCGCUGGGAGCAGCGGGGACGCCGCUGGGCUUUCCGUCCCAGGGUCAGACUGGGAGCCAACAGUCACAGCCGCCUGCGGAACAGCAAGCAGGAACCCGCUGUCAGACCCCAAGCGCCCCAAGGGAGGAGGACAGACCUCAGCAGCCCCCGCCCGAGUCCCAGACUCUCCUCCCGCGGGCCGUUCACCGGGCUCCCGGGAAAAGACCUGCUCACGUUGACCUGACAUGCUCUCCGCUCAAGAGCCGGGGCCCCCGGUUUCUGCGUGAAGGCAGCCAGAACCAACGGGGGUUGGGAAAACAGCACACAACUGGUCAAACGGGGCAAAGAACCAGAAUACGGGCUCUGGGAUCUGCGCUGCGGGGAACAGACACCUGUACCCAUGGCUGUGACGGCCUGAGGCCAUCACUAUAAUGGUAGUGGGGCUCCCGGUCCAUAAGAAGGCCAACACAGCAGGUGAUGCCCUGAGGCCAUCAGUGGAAUGGUAGUGAGGCUCCUGGUCUGUAAGAAGGCCAAGAUACCAGGCAACAGCAUGAGGGCAUCAGUAUGAUGGUAGUGAGGCUGACAGUUCACCAGGACAGCAAGACAUCAGGUGACGGCCUGAGGCCAUCGGUAUAACGGUAGUGAGGCCCAGGUUCACCAGAAUAGCAAGACAUCAGAUGACAGCCUGAGGCCAUCAGUAUAAUGGUAGUGAGGCUCCUGGUCCAUAAGAAGGCCAAGACACCAGGUGACAACGUGAGGGCAUCACUAUAAUGGUAGUGAAGCUGACAGUUCAGAGGAACAGCAAGACCUCAGGCAACAGCCUGAGGCCAUCACUAUAAUAGUAAUGGGGCUCCCAGUCCAUAAGAAGGCCAACACAGCAGGUGAUGCCCUGAGACCAUCAGUGUAAUGGUAGUGAGGCUCCUGGUCCAUAAGAAGGCCAAGAUACCAUGCGACGGUGUGAGAGCAUCAGUAUAAUGGUAGUGAGGCUGACAGUUCACCAGGACAGCAAGACAUCAGGCAACGGCCUGCGGCCAUCGGUAUAACGGUAGUGAGGCUCAGGUUCACCAGAACAGCAAGACAUCAGAUGACAGCCUGAGGCCAUCAGUAUAAUGAGGCUCGCAGUUCACAACAAGAAUGCCAAGACAUCAGGAGACACUACAGCCCCACUGUUAACCGCCCUGGGCCCGUGCAAACCCCAGCUCUACGCUUGCCCCUCCUGGAACCUCUGAGUCCCGUCUGUAAAAUGUGAACGUGACACCAGCCUCACCACUUCCCGGCCUUGCAGCAGGGACCAGGGAAUGGCCUAGGGACUCUGUGAUGUGCGGUGCCCACAGUGAGGGCGGGUCACGGUGACUCCGGGAUCACAGGACCUCACUGCAAUCACAGUGGGAGCGGUGCCUGUCGCAACGGCCUGAGGCCAUCAGUAUAAUGUCUGGCUUAGCUCGGGCUGCUAGCACCGAAUCCCAGAGAUGGGGUGGCUUCAGCAACAGAUAUCCAUUUCUCACGGUUCCGGAGGCUGGACGCCCGAGAUCCAGGCACCAGCCUAGACGGGUUCUGGGGAGGCCUCUGCCCUCGCCUUGCACACGGCCCCACACCUCUGAGGAAACUUGGGGGUUCCAGGACGCAUCUUCAGGAUGCUUUACGGGAAGAUUCCGUGUGACGUUGAGCAUCCAUCUCUCCGUGGGGGCGGAAGAGGUCAGGAUCGGAAGUCAGCGGAAGAAACACACGCUCACAACUGGAGUUCCGUGAGCGGGGGAAGCCCCGCCCGCGCCCGCCAGAAUGGACAUGAACGUGACCAGCCCGGACAACGCCACGAUCCUCAUGCUGCGGGACCCGACCAUCGCCGUGGUCCUGCCCGUGGUCUACUCGCUGGUGGCGCUGGUCAGCAUCCCCGGAAACCUGUUCUCGCUCUGGGUGCUGUGCUGCCACAUCGGGCCCACGUCCCCGUCCGUCAUCUUCAUGAUCAACCUGAGCGUCACGGACCUGAUGCUGGCCAGCGUGCUGCCCUUCCAGAUCUAUUAUCACUGCAACGGCAACCACUGGGUGUUCGGCGAGCUGCUGUGCAACGCCGUCACCGUGGCCUUCUACGCCAACAUGUACUCGUCCAUCCUGACCAUGACGUGCAUCAGCGUGGAGCGCUUCCUGGGCGUGGUGUACCCGCUGGCGUCCGUGCGCUGGCGCCGGCGCCGCUACGCCGUGGCCGCGUGCGCCGGGCUGUGGCUGCUGCUGCUGGCCGCCCUGUCCCCGCUGGCGCGCACCGACCUCACCUACACCGUCGAGGCGCUGGGCAUCGUCACCUGCUUCGACGUGCUCAAGUCCACCAUGCUGCCCAGCGUGGCCAUGUGGGCCAUGUUCCUCUUCACGCUGUUCAUCGUGCUGUUCCUCAUCCCCUUCCUGGUCACCGUGGCCUGCUACACGGCCACCAUUCUCACGCUGCUGCGCACCAGCGACCCGCACAGCCGGGGGCAGCGGCGCCGCGCCGUGGCGCUGGCCGCCGUGGUGCUGCUGGCCUUCGUCACCUGCUUCGCGCCCAACAACUUCGUGCUGCUGGUGCACGUGGUCAACCGCCUGUUCCUGGGCAGGACGUACUACCACGUGUACAAGCUGACCCUGUGCCUCAGCUGCCUCAACAACUGCCUGGACCCCUUCGUGUACUACUUCGCGUCCCGCGAGUUCCAGCUGCGCCUGCGGCUCUACUUGGGCUACGGGCGCCUCCCCGCCGGCUGCCGCCACGCGCGCUCGGACAGCGUGUUCUCCGCCCGGACGCUGUCGGCGCGCUCCAUGUCCAGCGGCCACGACGGGCUGGAGGAGGCAGGGAGGCCCUCGCUCAGGAGGCAGGAGAGCGUGUUCUGAGCCGGGCACCCCGCCCCCCCCCCCCCCCGGGGACGGCUGGUGGGACGGCUCGCACGGGCCUUCACGCAUGGGAACCGCUGCGCGUCCAUGGCCGUGGCGCGUGGAGAGAGU